Messenger RNA from Magallana angulata, 1191 nucleotides. Its product is annotated as electron transfer flavoprotein beta subunit lysine methyltransferase-like. Gene Ontology annotation, molecular function: protein-lysine N-methyltransferase activity. NCBI's taxonomy places the organism in Eukaryota, Metazoa, Mollusca, Bivalvia, Ostreida, Ostreidae. Gene Ontology annotation, cellular component: mitochondrial matrix. The record is from RefSeq and is a predicted model, not a curated record. The coding region runs from base 435 to 1175 and encodes 246 amino acids. The transcript is spliced from 4 exons. Gene Ontology annotation, biological process: peptidyl-lysine trimethylation.
AACAAAAAACGAGAAAUUGUUUUCAUAACACAAAAGAUUAUGUUUGACAUGAUUUCUUUAUCAUUUUUCAAAGCUGUAUAAUUAUUGAUCCGCCUCUUCAUAAUAAACAUUGGAGUAACUUCCCUUGGCUCUGCUCGAACAUGUGCUCUCUUCUAACAGAACUGUGUAUUUUCUAUCAAUCGCGAAGAAAGGUCACAUCCUUCACAAAGGUACAGAAGUUACGUGUAUUGGAUUCUUAAUCAACGAACUGUUUCUAAUCUAAACCUCGUAACAAACGAACUUUUAUCUUUUGUCACACAGGUAACACCACAGGUAACACCAAGCAUUAACCAGCUGUUAACGGUUACUUAUUUAGGCGGAUCAAAGGUAUAAAUUCCUGGUGGAUUAAAGUUACUCAAUAAAGAUGAUGUUUCCAUUUCAAGUAUAGGUACGAAAUGCCGAUAGUUUUUACACCUUUACUCUUGAGGUGCUCGUCGGUGGAACUUAAUUCCGCCCGAAGAUGGUUCUGUUCAGUUUCAAGUAACUCUGAGCAGCUAAGACAGCUCAUUCGAACACACACGGAAGUCACGAGAGAUCACAUGACACCGGAGAUCCAGCUUCACCUAAUUACCCCGAGAUGUAGCCUCUGGUCAGCCAAAGGAGAUGACGCACCUUUUACUGACCCCUUCUGGGCAUUUUAUUGGCCCGGAGGACAGGUGCUAUCCAGGUUCGUCCUGGACAGACCACGAUUGUUUCACAACAAGAAGGUCCUUGACGUUGGGAGUGGAUGUGGGGCUUCCGCUAUCGCCAGCAAGCUGUCGGGGGCGCACACUGUCUGCGCUAACGAUACAGACCCGGUGGCCUUGGAGGCAAUCAAAAUGAACUGUGAACUGAACGGAGUCUACUUAGAUACGUCAUCUGAUGACGUCAUCGGUAGCAAAAUUGGUGCCUGGGACGUUGUAUUUUUGGGUGACAUGUUCUAUGACUCGGAUUUCGCGGACUUAUUCAGCCAAUGGCUCCCCCGGCUGUCACGGAGCGGUGUGAAUAUAUAUGUGGGGGACCCCGGUCGUCUGCCGUUGGUCAAUCAUCCAUUGAAAAGGAAUCUGGUCAGCCUCUUCCGGUGUCCACUUCCGGAAAACUGUCUCCGAGAGAACAGUGGGAUGUCUACGGGCACCGUGUGGAAAUACACCGGAUAGUUCACACAGUGAAAUA